This is a messenger RNA of Colletotrichum abscissum, 2922 nucleotides long. RefSeq names its product helicase required for RNAi-mediated heterochromatin assembly 1. Gene Ontology annotation, molecular function: helicase activity. Gene Ontology annotation, cellular component: nuclear RNA-directed RNA polymerase complex. The record is from RefSeq and is a predicted model, not a curated record. Gene Ontology annotation, biological process: regulatory ncRNA-mediated heterochromatin formation. NCBI's taxonomy places the organism in Eukaryota, Fungi, Ascomycota, Sordariomycetes, Glomerellales, Glomerellaceae. Bases 1 to 2922 code for a protein of 973 amino acids. The transcript has 4 exons.
AUGUCCCAGAAACAUCCCCCUGAGCGCAAAAUCGCGAACCCAUUGUCUCAUCUGUAUGUCGAGACGAGUUGGCGUGAUACACCCGAACUUCCACAGGCAGAGGAGAUUAUGAAAGAAUCGUACAUCCUCCCAAAGAACGACGGCCUCAAUGUCGUCUACCCGACGAAAAGCGCGUAUCUCCGGGCCCAAUACGAUCUCUUACGCUUCGAGGGCACCGAGCCUCUCCGUAGAGCCGUUCAAGAAUACAAAUCCGCUCCCGAGAUGGCAGAGAGCACUGAGACGUGCAUAUAUACCGAUGUCUCUGUCCGCGGAGUCAACAUCAUCCGCCUCGGAGUCAUGGUCCGCAUCACCUUCUCCGCCAUCCGCGCACGGCAACUCAUCAACUGGCCGGCAUCUCAGCGUGUGGUCCCAGGCACAAUAGUAGCUCUGUCUCCCGCCUCGGACCACUUCAGAACACAGUGUAUCGUGGCAGUGGUGACGGGUCGUUACGAUGAUCUCGCCGGCAAUUCAACGGCGCCUCCUCCCUUGGAUCUCGAAUUUUCGGAUCCCAGUAUCACUGCGAGUUUCAUGGAGCCAGAUAAAGAGUAUGUCAUGGUCGAAGCCCGCUCAAACUACUUUGAAGCCGUUCGACACGUUUUGGAGGGGCUCAAGCAAACAGCAGAAGACGAUUCACCAUUCGACAAGUACUUCAUCGGCCAAUUUAACACCGUUGACAUGUCUAGUUCACUGCCAUCAUCGUCCACUACAUUGGACAUCUCAGCCCUCCAUGACGGUCUUCAACGCCCAGUUCCCAUAUACAUCCCCAAACAAGGCGACAUACCAAGCCACAUACAGUCGAAGACAAGACUAGACCAAUCCCAACUACAAGCCCUCCAGCGCAUGAUAACAAAGAACCUCGCCAUCGUCCAAGGCCCACCCGGAACAGGCAAGACGCACACGUCCAUGGCGGCGCUCAAAGUCCUGCUAAGCACGCAGCACUCUAAUGUGCCCAUCAUCGUCACGGCCCAAAAGAAUGACACCGUCGACGAGCUCCUCGUCAGAUGCCACAACCUUGGCGUGGACUUUGUACGCCUCGGCGGCCAGGCCAAGGACGAGGUCGUUGCCAGCCGGACUCUCUUCAACCUCCGCACGCGAUCUCGCGGCAAGACGUGGAGCAAGAGCGCGCUCGAGAAACGUCUCGUCUCCCUCAGAUUUCAGGCGAAGCUUCUACUCCAGCGCUGUUUCCCCCCCGCACACCAGGAGCUGAUUCUACCGGAACACUUCCGCGAGGUUGGUCUGAUCAGCGCGGAGCAGUAUGCCUCCGUCACGAAGUGCUGGGACGGCGACGUCAGAUCCAUCGCCCGGGAGGGAUCCCAACACUUGCUCGGAUCGUGGCUCGGUGACCAGUUGCUCGCCCAAUUACCUCAUAGGAGCGUUCACGUUCCUCUCAGCGACGGCAUCGACAAUGACGAAGCAGCAUCAGGGCCCGCGAUCAGCGAGAAGGGUUCAGCCGAUAACAAGAAAGAGCAGUUGUCGGGCAAGCCUAUCUUGAUCGCGCGCUGGAACAGCAUCAAAUACUCGAAAGGCGUUGCUCUCAACCACAAGAUGGCGCAAGAGCUGCUCGUCAAAAAUGGAAACCUCUGGUCAAUUGUGCCCAAGUAUCGCGGCAUGGUCUAUCACUACCUCGAACGUAGAUACCUCGCAUCAACCAAGCUAGCCCUGUCCGCAAUUUUCAGGCAGCUCGACAACAUAGUCAAGAAGCUCAAGGUCGUCCGCUGGCAAGAAGACAUCACCGCAGUCCGCGAGUCAAAGGCCCGCAUCAUAGGCUGUACGACAACAGGCCUUACAAAGUACCGCAGACUCAUCGCCGCGCUAUGGCCGCGCGUCAUGAUGAUCGAAGAAGCCGCCGAGACCCGCGAAGCAAACAUCACCGCCGCGCUGUUCCCCUCCCUGGAGCGAAUCAUCCUCGUCGGCGACCACAUGCAGCUAGCGCCCCACGCCGACUGCCUCGAGCUUAGCAAGCCCCCAUUCUACCUCAACGUAUCUCUGUUUCAGAGGCUCGUGGAGCGCGGCCUGGAGCAUUCUACCCUUCAGGUGCAGAGACGCAUGACGCCCGACAUUCGCAAGCUGCUGAACGCAUGGUAUCCUCUCCUGGUGGAUCACCCUUCGACGUUUGACCGGGAAGCUGUCCCGGGCAUGGGCUUGCAGAGCGUGCUGUGGUUCAAUCACCAACGGCCCGAGUCAUCUGACCGGUACUGCAGCAAGGUCAACACGUUCGAGGCCGACAUGAUUGUCGGGCUAUACGGCCACCUAGUGUCCAACGGCACGAGCCCGUCAGAAAUCACCAUCCUGACCUUCUACAGCGGACAAAAGGCAUGUAUCGAACAUAGACUCCGCCAAACCCCCGGCGCCGGUCACCUCGGGCCAGAGGUCCAGACAGUGGAUGGGUACCAGGGCAGGGAGAACCGCAUCAUCCUCAUCUCCAUCACCCGAAGCCCGGAAGAUCGCACGAAACCAGACUCGGGCUUCCUCAACGACCUAAGACGCGCCAUAGUCGCCCUCAGCCGCCCUCGACACCUGCUAGUCAUCCUUGGCGAUAUGCAGAAUCUGCUAGCGUCGUCAGCUCGGCCGAUUUGGAGCGAGGUCUUGAACAGGAUGGAGGCAUCGCCCAUGGACUACAUCCCCGUCUUCUGCAAAGCGCACAAGAGUGAGAUUCGCAUCCGGCAGCCGGGUGAUUGGGCAAAACUUGCGGGUAAAGGAGGCUGUAGUAUGCGCUGCGGGCGACCAACGGCUGCACAAGGAGCAACAUGCGGCCGAAAGUGCCAUGGAGGCUCAUGUAAGCCCACGGUCGGUGCCAUGUUUACUGACAGCAACGCGCAGACGAUCCUCGAGCGCAUCUCGAGCCCACAGGCACAGGAAGAUCUUAUAGACCUGAGCGACUGA